This is a messenger RNA of Podarcis raffonei (Aeolian wall lizard), 7538 nucleotides long. RefSeq names its product protocadherin gamma-A4-like. Gene Ontology annotation, biological process: homophilic cell-cell adhesion. Lineage: Eukaryota; Metazoa; Chordata; Lepidosauria; Squamata; Lacertidae. Gene Ontology annotation, cellular component: plasma membrane. The transcript is spliced from 4 exons. Gene Ontology annotation, molecular function: calcium ion binding. The record is from RefSeq and is a predicted model, not a curated record. The coding region runs from base 2028 to 4883 and encodes 951 amino acids.
UAAGAAGAUCCAUAGAAAUGUAUCAGGCAGAAGUGGGAAAUGCAGGUGUUGACGAUUCCUCCCCUCUCCAGGGCCUGUGACACAGAGGGAUAUUAAGAAUCAGAGAAAUUAACAUUCCUUGGUUAGUAGAACAAGCAGCAGUUCCAUCAUCACUUACUUGUUAAGACUUUCUUGUCUGUUGAUGUGAAGAGAUCUGAACUUGCUUCUUUGGAAAACAUUGACCGGGAAUUAAGGAAGUUGAGCAUUGCUUGGUCCUGACAGCUCUAUAUUGGAGCAACACCUUACUUAGUGUGGCAAUUCCGUAUAUAGGGGGACUCCACCCGAUGCAACUAUACUCCAGCUGGGGCACUAUGUGACUAUUGGGAAGUCACAGCUGUGGUGAAAAGGAGGCUUGGCUAUAAAAUAGAAGCUAUAAGUUUAAUGUUAAAAUGAGGUGGACGUCUUUGCCAUGGAACAUAUGGUGGUGCACAUUUUUUAUGUCCCCAAAUACCCAAAAGAUUGUACCUCGGUCAAAACAAACUUUGUCCAUGCCAGAGAGCAUGUCUCUGCACAUAGCAAGCAGCUCACUCCAGAGGCAGUGGAGCAGCAGUGAUUGCCAGUAUUCCCAGAUGCUUGCAUUUAAAGCCAUGGGCCGUGUUUCAAAACCAGGUUUUAGUCACAAAUACUCCUUUGGACAGUGAAGAGCAAUCUAGCUAACAGAAUAACAAAUGCAAUAUGAACAACCUGUGAUCAUUGCCCUAUAUUAUCUGCACAAUACUCCUGGAGAAGAACCAUCACCGUAAAUACAUUCUGUCUGUUUCAUUUCUACUGUGAAAUCUCACACACGGGAGGUGCCCAGCUUCUCAUCCACACAUGAUGCCACUAGGAGCAAAUCCAGGUGCUUCUAAUGCACAUAAGACAGAGGACACCACUUUUUCAACAGCAGAGUGCCUCAUCUACCUCUUCACUGAAGCCUACCAUGACAACAUUCAGAAGGCAUUGUCUACCUUUAGGGGAGAGAAAGUACUUCUAUUCAUAGAUUUCUUUCAUCUUUUCCAGGAAGUCCAUGAAUCUCCUUGACCUGACCCCUUCCCUAACUAUUAUCUUGGUUGUCUCCACUAUGGAAGCUGUUUGUUGGGAACAUCAGAGACCAGGUUCUUGCUCAUAAAACUCUUUUUAACCUUGCUCCUCCUAACCUUUGACUCCAGAGGCUUAACAAUUUCCUUUGUGAUGUCAUGGUUUAUUCUGUUUUGUGCACUGGCUGCAAAACUCCUGAAAUUCAGGAAAGGGUAUAUGGAGAGACUCUUAGUAUACUCCAUUUGGAGAACAACGGCCAUAGUGGGAGUGAGCUUUGAAGAGCUCUCCUGCAUCGGUUAUUGAAUGCCAUUCAUUUAAAGGAAAUUCAGGCAAACAAUCAAUGGGUUUUUUAAUGUGAUCUUAUAUCCAGCAAAUGGCAGUAUAUCACUUAAUUGUGCAGCCACUGGUGUUUGUUGCAUUCUAUUUUUUAAAAAAUCUGCAAAAUAUGGAGUUUGCUGGUUUAGCUUAUAACCCCAACCAUUCCAAACAAAGAGUGUUCAUUAUUGAAUUUAAAUGCUUGUGACAUUCAUUAAUGAAUUCAAAAGCUUGUAAUGACAUAGGAUUUAUUGUUCAUAUAAUUAUCUUGGGAAAUCCAGUCACUGACAGCUGGCGAAUGGGCUCCCAGCUCUUCUUCAACAUUUGCACUGGUGCUUUAAGACCUCCCCCACCCCAUUGCUGGAGCUGGGGAGGGGGAGAAUGGGUGGUCCAUCGCAAACAGCCAGGCGCUGCCUUGACUCCAGGAGCCCUGUAUCUGCUUUGAUGGACAACAAAGCUCCUCCCCUCUUGAUUCUGAUACGGACUAAGCACCGCCGCUGUUUUCUGUGGAAGAAAAACAGAGAAAAGAUGCAGAUGGUGCGCCGCUUUCUCAUCCCUUGCGCAAUCUAACCCGGGAUUCUGUGUUGUUUCCUUGGCUGUGCUGGAAUCAGAGAGGACAGAGGUCCAGCAACGGAAGAGGAAAUUUUGGCGACAUUAUGCUGUCUCUGGAAGAAAGACUACUCCUGCCAUGGCAAGUAAGAGCUUUGCUUUUGGUUUCUGUCUCUCUCCAGAGUGCCGGAGAGAUGACCCAGCUCCGUUAUUCGAUUCCUGAGGAGUUAGCUCCUGGGGCCUUUGUUGGGGAUGUGGCUAAAGACUUGGGUCUAGAUGCUGCCCGGGUGCUCUCCCGACAGCUGCAGAUCAUGGCUGGCUCUGCUGAAAAGUACUUCGAAGCCAAGGUGCCAAAUGGUGUCUUGGUUGUGAAAGAACGGCUGGACCGAGAGCAGCUUUGUGGGCCCAGCUUACACUGCCUGCUCUAUCUGGAGCUCCUACUUGCAAACCCAACAGCCUCCCAUCGUGUGGAAGUUGAGCUCUUGGAUGUGAAUGACAACGACCCAGUUUUUCUUACCAGUCUCACCCAUUUGGAGAUAGCAGAGUCUGCAAUGCCAGGGGCCCGCUUCCCCCUGGAAAGUGCUGAAGAUUUGGACAUUGGCGUGAAUUCAGUCAGCACCUACCAGCUGAGUCCACGUGGACAAUUCAGCCUCAGUGUUAAGUCACAUAAAGGCGGCAGCAAACCUGAGCUGGUGUUAGAGAAGGCGUUAGAUAGAGAACAGCAGCAGCGCUACCCCCUGGUGCUUACAGCCCUGGAUGGAGGAGUUCCUGCUAAAUCCGGGACAGCAAAGAUUCUUGUGUCAGUCAUAGACGCCAAUGACAAUCCACCUGUCUUUAACCAGUCGGUGUACAAAGUUAGCCUACUAGAAAAUGCCCCAGUGGGGGCCCUUGUGAUACAUUUACAAGCUACAGACAAUGAUGAGGGGGCAAAUGGGAAAGUUUCCUACUCCUUCAGCAACCACACUCCACAGAAAAUCCGGAAAAUGUUCAGCCUUAAAGAGGAGACUGGGGAGAUAAGAGUCCUGGGAAGUGUGGAUUACGAAGAUGACACAUUGUAUGAAAUUGAUGUGAGGGCCAAAGACCAAGGGUCACCUUCCAUGGAUGCACACUGCAACAUCUUAGUGGAGGUAGUGGAUGUGAAUGACAAUGAGCCUAUCAUUAGGUUCACUUCCCUCACCACCACCAUACCAGAAGAUGCUCCCCCAGGUACCACAGCAGGGCUCCUCAGAGUCAGUGAUGCAGAUUCUGGGGAAAAUGGAGAAGUACAGCUUCAUCUCCCUGCAGAUGUCCCCUUCCAGAUUGUACCUUCCUUCAAGAACCACUACUCUUUGAUCACCAGUGGCCCCCUAGAUCGGGAGGAAAUCUCACAGUACAAAGUUAUGAUCACAGCUACGGAUUCUGGUUCUCCACCUCUCUCCAGUCAAAGAAACUUCCUUAUAAAUAUAUCUGACCUGAACGAUAACCCACCCCACUUCUCACAGCCUGCAUACGAGACCCUCGUAACUGAGAACAAUGCUCUGGGGCUGCCAGUAAUUUCUAUAUCUGCCUUUGACCCUGAUCUGGGGCAGAACUCACACCUGUCUUAUUCGUUAGUGGAGCAUAUCAUAAAUGGAAUGCCCAUUUCCUCCUAUGUCUAUGUUAUGGAGAACGGUACUAUCUACAGUGGCUGCUCAUUUGACUAUGAGCAAACCCAGCAACUGGUUUUCCAGAUUCAAGCUAAGGAUAAUGGUUCUCCUCCACUCUCUGCCAACGUGACUGUCUCCAUCUUCAUCAUGGACCAGAAUGAUAAUGCUCCUCUCGUUGUAUACCCUGUAACCAAGAAGGGGGUCCUAGCCCAGCAGCCAGUCCCUUUUUCUGCACAAGGAGGUUUCCUGGUAACCAAAGUCACAGCUGUGGAUGCAGACUCUGGGCAGAAUGCAUGGGUUUCUUAUAAGUUGCAGCAAGCCACAGACCCAAGCCUUUUCCAAGUCUCGGCGUUCACAGGAGAGAUCCGAACCGUCCGAGCCCUCCUGGAACAAGACGCCCCUUCCCAAGAGUUGGUUGUUGAGAUCUUGGACAAUGGGAAGCCACCUCUGUCUGCCACAGCCACUCUGAUUCUUAAUCUAGAGCAUGAGCAUGAGUUGGGCACAGCAGACCUCAGAGAGUCCAGCAUGGAACAAGAAGGGCUGUCUCACCUGACCUUGCAACUCAUCAUUGCUCUAAUCACAAUCUCAGGACUUUCUGCUCUAGCCUUUGUGUUUUUAGCUAUGAAGUGUCUUAAAAGAUUGAAAGGAAGACACUCAGAUGUGGGUUGGACCAGCGACCUGAAGGGUAGGAACUCUAUUCCUGUGGGAGGACACUUUGACACGUUCUCAGUACGCUUGAGCCAGGAGGAAAAAAUGGAAUUCCCUACAGCCUUCAUUGGGGGAGAUGUUGUUUCUCCUUUUACCCUCCUAAGGCCUGGCCAGACCCACUUUUCAGAAGGGAGGAAUUUCAGGAUAGCUACACCAGUCACUCAGCAGGAUAUCAACAGCACAGGCACACUUCUGGCCUGCAGCCUUUCCCAAGAGCCAGACGAGCAAGCACAACCUAACACAGAUUGGCGUUUCUCUCAGGCCCAGAGACCAGGAACCAGUGGGUCUCAGAAUGGGGAUGAGAAUGGGACUUGGCCAAACAACCAGUUUGAUACAGAAAUGCUUCAAGCCAUGAUUCUUGCAUCAGCAAAUGAAGCUGCUGCUGCCGCCGCUGCAAAUCCUGAUGGAAAUUCUACUCUGGGAGGAGGAGCAACAGCAGCAGGCACAAUGGGCCUCAGCACCAGGUAUGGCCCCCAGUUCACCCUGCAGCACGUCCCUGACUACAGACAGAAUGUGUACAUCCCUGGCAGCACAGCCACUCUCUCCAAUUCUGGAGCCAAGCGGGAUGGGAAACCUGCAGCCUCCGGAGGCGGAAACAAGAAGAAGUCAGGGAAGAAGGAGAAGAAGUAAGAUUCGCAGGAUGACAUCGCUGCCACCUUAGAUCUUAAGGGCAGACUCUUCCAGCAUUCCCCCAAUUCAUAGCCUAGGAUGGAGGAUGAAUGUGAAUUUGUGCUUAACCAUUUUUUAAAAAUAAAAAAGUGUGGAACAUGGCGAAUGUACAUUGCUGUCAUCAGAGCUAGGAGAAAGUCUCCUACUGUUAGUCCUCCUGAUGUUAAAGUAUCUGGAAACAAAACAAAACAAAAAAAAGCCCUGUGGAUAGUGAUGAAUUAUAGCUUAUACUCUCAUGCGGAUGAUCUAAUAUGCAAGGGUGUCAGAUCUUUGGAAUAUUUUUCUCUCCCAUUGCUUUGCUCCAGAGGGAUCUGCACAACAUACAAGGCUUAGGGUGGGCCCUGUCCAUUGUAAAUAAUUCUUCUAAACAGGGGUUUUGAUUUAUACAUUUUUCCAUUUAAAGAACAUUCUCACGUCCCCCAAAUUUUGAUGAAUGCUUUCUGUCCCCACAAAAAUAUCUCAGUUGGAAUCCUUGUUAUGAAAUUGAUGAGGGGAUGCUUUAGUUUCUGCUUUUUUAUUUUAAAACCGUGUUCAUCCUGCAUUAUUAGAAGGGAAUGAGUUUCAACAGCAUUUUUAAAAGUUAACCAAUGAUGGUUGAAAAAAUAAAACUGAAUGGUUAUACCUAAGAGGCAAGGCGCACAAACACAUUGCUAUGGGAAGCCUCCCAGAGGCAGAGAAUGCCUCACAUAGUAGGAAGAUGGAGAAUUUUGCCUGUGUUGAUUGAUUUACAGUGGCCUCUGACGAGACAACACAUCUCAUCUACACUUUGAUCCAUAAAUAUUUAUGUGUACAGUAAUUGUUUUCUGGAAUAAGUUUAAGGAAGUCAAAGUCAAUCGCUUGUGAGUAUAGUGAGCUGCCGCUCCUCCUUUAAGCACUGAAAUAGCUCUGUUAGUUCCACAGGCAGACGCCUUCUGUCAGUGAAUGGGCUCUGGUGGCCUUGUAGGUAGAGAAUUAAAACAAAAAUGGAAUGCUUCAUAUUUUCUGCACAUCGAGCUGCAUGCAAAACAUUCACUUCACAUCUACGGUAGGCCAGCUGCCGCCUCCCAACCUAGAAUAGAGAAGUCAUUGCAUGCCAUAUACAGCAUGAUGUAAAUAUGCUGUGAAGUGCCCACAUCCUGGUGGAACCUGAGCAUUGUCUGUCUGUGAGUAGAGUUCAGUAACAAGAUGCAUUGCCCUGGAUCAGAGCAGUAGGAAAGUUUCCACACGCCUAGGCAGCACAGCCAAGGAAGGCCCUUGGUUUGCUGGCCUUCUUGACAUGCGAACAACAGUUGGUCUGAGGACGCAUGGGGCCAGGCACAGAUCAGGGAUGCCGGAGCUGGAGCUGGGCAGGGAUUUCUGAUACCAAGCCCCCAAGGCCAAGUUCUGAACGUUAGAGAAGUGAGUAACCAUUGGUGCACUGAAGGUCCUUGGGACCUCUGCUAUCACCCCCCACUUGGAUAUAAAUCCACUGGAUUUAAAGUGAAUAAUCAUAAAUCCCUUUGCUGUGUUUCGAAAUGACUUGUUUUAGGGUUUUUAGCCACAUUGUUUCAUAGCCUAGUAUGGAGAGGAAGUGAGCGUUUCCUGCUCCCUGUGCAUUUUAUCAGCUUGUGUUCUCAUCUCUUUCCUCGCUCAAGCGCAGCACAGACUAGCAGGGAGCUUCGGCCUGCUGCUGGCAAACUCAGGUUGCCUUUCUAUAGAGGCACUGACCAGCCGAGGGCAGAGAAGCAGCAUAUUUCCAACAUGGAGGGCUAAUCACUAGGCCAGAAAUAUAUUACUCUUUCUUAAACCUUUGAUAAGGAGCUUGUCUGAGAUGGUCUGGCCUUCUAUGAGCACCUCAGGUUAAACAUCUGACAACUUUUCAAAACAUUGCGGACCAAUCUCAUUGGCUGUGUAGUCUUGCACUGCUAGAGCGUACCUGCUGCCUCCUGUGUGUCUAGAAAGCGGGAUUUGUCUGUGGGAAGAAACUUCAGUCGACGUAUGAUUUUUGUACUGAUCCCAGUCACCCACCCACCCCUUGUGUUUGGUGACUGCACUAGAAACAGUUUACAUAGUUAGUUAAAACAGAGCGCAAUCCAUUGGGAAGUUCUCCUGCACAAGCUCGGCUGGAAUCACCAGAAGCUGCACAAGCGCAUGGCAAUUCUGUCCUGCAGUUUCUCUCCAUCUUACCGGGGCUGGUGCAGGUGAUCUUCCCCACAGGAUUGGGCCUGGGGCUUAUUAUGUACUGAAGUAGUUAUUAUGUGACUCUUCUCAAAGUACUGUAGAUUAAUCUUAGUCAUUCUCUUUUUCCUUUUAGUCAAUAAGCUGAAAGUAGUGUAGUAGUGCUGAAAACCUAGUGAUGUGUAGGUUUCUUUCUUCUUUUUUAAUCUUAGUAAUUGAGUUGUGGACAUCAGUAUUUUUUUUAUUCCUUUGUAUCUUCUUUACGUGUGCUCUUUGUGCUUUUAAAUGUAUGUGAAUUGAAACACACUUACUGUCCUUUCAAUGUGUCUAAUAUUGAACUAUACUUAUAUAUUAUAUAUAUGCUUAUAUCCUUCUUAUAUCCAUAUAGACUGACGUCAAUGUGUUACACGCAAGUUUUAUACUCUAAUAUUUAUAUUGCUCUUUUUUCUUUGGGGAAAAUAAUAAAAUCUUUUCUGCUGA